AUGGGCCGCGGAGGUGGUGAGAUUGAGAGCACAGCAGAUGCCGAAUGUUCAUUCGAGCUUCGUCCAGCCACCGUGGCCGACUAUGAGCACUACGUUUCCUUCUUUCCGGACCUGUCGGUGCCUGCGUCCCUGCUACUGCCCUUCGACACGUGGCAGCGAGACCUAGCGCCGUCGACGUAUUUCCUCGUGGAAACUCCCGGAGCCAAGGCGCCUCGCAGUGACGCUCAGCGGAAUGGGACGAGUGACGGGGCCCCUCUCGCGUACGUCUACGUGGAGACGCUGCAGGACUCGGCGUUCAUUCGCCAACUCGUCGUUCACCGAGAGAAGCGCAGGCAGGGCAUGGGGACGAAGCUGAUGCGGGCUCUAGCGGCGAGGCUGGCAGCAGCAGGGUGCAGGCAGUGGCGCCUCAACGUCUUCCCCUCCAACACCGCAGCCGUCCGCCUCUACUCCCGCCUCGGCCUCUCGCCGGUUCAUUCCGGCUCCUGCCUUUUGAUUCCCUGGAAAACUCUCUUUCUGCGUUCUCAGAAGUCCCCUGUACUGUGUAAAGAUGAGAAGGCUGGAACGGCGAGCCUUGACUGCAAGACAGGGUCGUGUGCAGGAAAGGACAGGAGCUGUGGGAGUCCAAGGGACGAUGGAUCAAGCAGCAUGUGCCGUGCAGGAAGGUUGUCGGGUGAACGGACAGAGCCAGACGGACAGCUGAGGGAGGAAUCAGGUGAUUGGUCAGGGCUUGAGAGGGCUCGCGCCGACACUAGUGCUACUUCCACAAGCAGUUUUCCCCGUAGUCACUCCUCCGCCUCCGCCGACACCCCGCCCGCUGGGUUCUCCGGAGUGCAUCACCGCAUCACCCGCACUCCCCCGGUCAGCUCGUCAGCUCCGCACCCGGCGGUUGCCGCCAGCAGAGGAGCGGUGUUUUCGCAGCGCGCACGCGCCGCCUGCAGCGGGCGCGCAGCGCUGCAGAUGCCUCGAGGAGCGAGCAUUGGCGGGGAUGGAAGCGGCGUGGGGGGAAGCGGCGGAACCGGCGGCGAUGGGCAAUGGCUUGCGCGGCUGCGGAAAUGGGAGGAGGAGACGGGCCGCGCCAAAGGGCGCCCCAUGCGCAGUGCGCUCGCCGCAGGAAACGCUGCCUCCUCCGCGGGCGCGCGGAAGAUGCGGUGGCAGCGGAGCGUAAGCGAGGGGGGCGCAGGUUCCGCCGAUGCUGCUGCAGCCGAUGCUGGUACUGGUGAUGAAAUUCUCGCCAUGGCGUGCGGUAACGAGUCCGAGGAGAGCGAGAACGAGGAUGAGCAGGAGCAUGAGAGUGAGAACGAGGAUGAGGAUUCGGGAGAUGGCGGCGGAGCAGUGCUCAUGGGCGAGGUGGUGGAUAGUCCCACGGAACCCGCACCGUACCUUGCCGUCGCUUUCGGCGCAGCAGCACCACUCGCCAACCCCAGCCCCGGCCAUGGCCCCUGCUUCGUCCCCGGUCCAAGCUUGGGCAUGGACACGGGGAGCGGCGGUGCGUCAGGGUGCGGCGUGCGCGCGCAACAGCCGAUGAUGACGUCUCCCGCGCAGCACUCCGCGAUGCAGCCGCCCGUCGCGUUGUACCCAGGGGGACAGGGACAGGGGCAGGGGCAGGGGCAGGGGGGCCAGCAGGGGCAGCAACAGGCGCAGCAGCAACGGCAGGGGCAGGGGCAGGCAUGGGGCUGUGGGCGGCAGGAACAGCAAGCAGCAGCGCGGCAAGUCCCCCCGCGUGUGCUCCAUCGCUGCCAAUCCGUGCCCGUCGAGUCUCCCCAUCGCCCCCGUCGCUCACCCCCGCCCCCGCACGCCCCAGUCCGCCCCGCCACCUCCCCCAAACCCGCCGUGCGCGCCCCGCGCCGCCGCCCUCCGCCUGUGCUGCUCCCCUCCGCGUCCCCCCCCGACGACAUCCCCCUUGCUGCGCCCGUCACCUCCCCCCUUGCUACGCCCGUCUCCUCCCCCCUUGCGCCUGCCCCCACGCCCCUCGCGGGGCAGCGGCACUCGGCGCUGCGCCCCGAAUCCGCGGAAAGGGCAGCGCGGCGCAGACCAGCGUCCGCGCGGGUGAGGGGCCAGGCGGGAACAGAGGCAUCUAGCAGGGAUGAGUGCAGCUGUGCCGGCGCAAGCACCGCUCUUGAGACUGCUCCUCCUGCUGCUGCUGCUGUUGCCACUCCAAGGGUUCUGCCUUCCUCCCCAGUGCCAGUGGCCGAAAGAGCAGCAGCAGCAGCAGCAGCAGCAGCAGCAUCAGCAGGUGGUGGUGGGGGCACAUGCAGCAGGGGGAAUCCGAGCCGUGCUGUGCACUCGUCCAGGCUUCACCACGCCUCUCCCCUCUCAUCCUCCCCUCCACCGCCGCAUGUGCACCUUCCCUCGUCGUCCCUCUCACACGCGCAUCACGCCCCCUGCCAGUCUGCUGCAGUCGCCACCUCCGGUGCUCAAUCCACUCGUCCUUCAUCCGCUGCUCCCACCACUGGCAGUAGCAGCACUGGCACUGGCAGUGGCAGUGUCAGGGGAACGAAUCGGCGGAGAAACGACAGCAUUGGGAGCAGCGGUAGCAGCAGCAGCAGGGCAGGUUCGUUGCACGUGGACAUGCCUGCAUCGCCGGUUGUUCCCAGCCCUCGCAUGCCACUCUCCUGCUUCCCUCGCUCCGUUUCCGCCUCUGCUGGUGAACCCUCUCCCUCUGCUGCUACAGCUUGUAACACUGCUGGUGCCGCUGGUGUUGCUGGUGGUGCUGGCAGCAGCAUGCACUCCCCCAUCAAUCAUGCUGCAUCAACCGUGGCAGGAGCAGCAGGGAGGACUCACUAUCGGCCCAUGUACCCUCGCUCCUCCUCCACUCCCACUGCUGCUGCCGCUGCCACCCAUACGGAACCCGCUCCUCCACGCAGCCGCAUCACCAUCAAGGUCACUGCCAUGCCGCUAGAGCACAUGCGUGCUGCUGACUCUCCUGCUGCUGCUGCUGCCGCUGCUGCUGCUGCUGCUGCCGCUGGUACUGCUGCUGCUGGUAGUGGUAAGGGUUCUGGGAAUAGUGGUGGCAUGAGCAGCACUGUUGACAGCGUGGGUGUGCCAUCUGUGCAGCUGCGAGAAGGGGGAGCAGGAGCAGGAGGGAGCGGUGCAGGCAGCGGUGCAGGCAGCGGUGCAGGUAGCAAGGGGUGGGCGCAGAGGAGGGGAGAUGCGCUCAUGGCUCAUAGCCUUAAGCAACAAGGUGCAGAGCAGGAAGCGAGGUGCCACGGGCAGCACAGAGAGAAGCUGACGACGAUAGUUGCAUCUGCUGCUACCGCUUCUGCUACUGGUUCCUUGUCUGCUGCUGCUGGUGCUGCUCGUAAGGCCUCACAGCAGCAGCAGCAGCAGCAGCAGCAGCAGCAGCAGCAGCAGCAGCAGCAGCAGGAGCAGCAGUCAGGUUGGUGUGUUGAGCAAACAGACAAGCUCAAGCUCCAAGGUCAGAAGCUUGAAGAGACAAGUGUCUCCUAG
This is a messenger RNA of Closterium sp. Naga37s-1, 3447 nucleotides long. Lineage: Eukaryota; Viridiplantae; Streptophyta; Zygnematophyceae; Desmidiales; Closteriaceae. The record is from the annotation of a GenBank genome assembly.